Pelmatolapia mariae (spotted tilapia) is the source of this 4795-nucleotide messenger RNA. RefSeq names its product zinc fingers and homeoboxes 3a (gene zhx3a). NCBI's taxonomy places the organism in Eukaryota, Metazoa, Chordata, Actinopteri, Cichliformes, Cichlidae. The transcript has 3 exons. Gene Ontology annotation, cellular component: nucleus. Gene Ontology annotation, biological process: regulation of transcription by RNA polymerase II. The record is from RefSeq and is a predicted model, not a curated record. Gene Ontology annotation, molecular function: DNA binding; DNA-binding transcription factor activity, RNA polymerase II-specific. Bases 491 to 3235 code for a protein of 914 amino acids.
CAUAGGAAAUACACUCGCUAUAAUUUUUUUUGGAGCAGCCUCGUCCUGCACCGCCGACCAUAGUUGUUUUGCAGUCUUCAUACAGUGUAGCGGAGGGGUGGAAAGGUAAUGUAAUGUAAUGUACCUUGCCGUGGUCACUGACGGGUUCACGCCAGUUCACCGGGUUCACUUGAGGAGAGCUCCCACCCCCAGCUCGCCUCCUCUUCUUCUCAAAGCGCAGCGAUCGGAGCUAAUCCAAUAUUAUUCAUUUAUAUAUUAAUGUCGGAUUCCAUUUUUUCCCACCGACGGCUGAGGUUCCCUGGGAGCUGUUAAACUUGUCCAUGUGGCAGGAGUCCUAAAGUGGCAGAAGGCAUGAAGCAACACUGUGAUAUCAUAGUGGCUGGUCCAUGACACUAAAUUCCAUUCAACCCUCUCCACUAUCCACCCGCCCUCUGUUCUCAUCACACCGGACAACCAAUCACUCACGCUCCCAUUUACACAAAGCUGCACCAUGGCCAGCAAGAGGAAAUCCACUGUACCCUGCAUGAUACCAUCCAAAUCCAAACAUGUGCGUGAGGAAAUCAUACUGGGCUCGCUACCAGAACUCCUACCAACAAUCCCAGAAGAUAGCAUACUCAGCAUCUCUGGAGAAGAAUCUGGGCAUUUCUCUCACAGCUCCUCCAAAUCUGAAAGUGGCAGUGAGAUGCAGAAAGGAGGCACGUACAGCUGUCUGACUUGCCGUUUCGAGUCCAGAGAUCUCAACUACUUUUUGGAUCACAUGCACAACUGCCACUUAGACUUCAGGGCCCAGCCCACCUUCUACUGCCUGAACUGCGGGGUGUCAGUAGUCCGCUUCGAGGCUCUCGCUCUGCACAACGCCAAGGCCCACCCGAAGAUAAUGCAGGGCCUCGUUACUGCCUCUCUAGCCGUCAACAAGAGAGAUGGCGUAACAACUGUGGAGCAAAGCCUUUUCACGGACAGCGGAGAAGACUACAGAGAAUCUGGGAUCUCCCUCACCAAAACACCAAUUGCAAAGAUGAUGAAAGCCAAGGGGGAGCACAAAAAGAUUGUGGUUUCUCACACUGUGGAGGUACGGAAGAUUGACACUGGAAAGGAUGUAGACCCCAGCAUGCUGACAAAUGUGCCUGAACUCCAAAACGGGGCUCUCAGUAUUUCUGGUGCCCCAGCUAUGCCGAGGACCACUGUCACUCACGUGAUUGCGACGACAGUGUCCAACCAAGUCUUUCACCAGCACACUCCCUCCCUUUACUCUCCCCCCUCCUCUGAUUCCAAUAAAGACCUUCCAAAGGUAAUGAUCCCCCUCAGCAGCAUCCCCACCUACGAUGCCGCCAUGGACACCAGCAGCUUUCUCAAGACAUCCUUUGGCAAGUUUCCCUACCCGACCAAAGCAGAGCUCUGCUACCUAACAGUGGUGUCAGAGUUCCCCGAAGAGCAGAUCAAACUGUGGUUUACUGCCCAACGACUCAAGCAGGGCAUAAGCUGGUCUCCUGAAGAGAUCGAAGAGGCCAGAAGGAAGAUGUUCAACACCGUGUUCCAAGGUGGAGCACCCCAGAAGCAACCGACCACACCACGGCACGUCAAUCACAUUGUAACCCACCACACUGUAACUGCCCAUCCAGGCUCAAAAGGACCAAACUUUCAGAUGGCCAAAGUUCCAUACAGUGGUGUAAAGGCCAGGUCUGUCGGAGUCAUAGCCACACAGGCCAGCAUGUCAACCAACCCCCACAUUACCCGGGUCUCGUAUUCUACUCCGGUUGUCCCCCCAAAGUUCCCCUCUGUAGUCAGAACUACACAGGUACUGACCAAGAAUACUGAACCCACUGUGGAGCCGGAAAAGAGCAACGGCCUGGACAUGGCUGGGAGCAGCGGUUGCGUCAGUAGCACCAGCAACAUUCGAAGCAGCAGUAGCAGCAGCAGUUGCAGCAGUAGCAGCAGCAUCAGCAGCUAUUCCAGCAGUAGUAAUGGUGUUGACAGUUUCACCAGGAAACCGGUGCACAACAGCGGCCCAGCCAACGGCAUCAACAGCAUUGCCACUUGCUCUGCCAACAUUAGCAAUAAUGAUGAGCACUGUGUUGCUGACACCAACGGCAAACCAAAUGUCAAAAGCAACAGUUUACCAAUCGGAUCGGAAGGUUCAAACAGUAACAAGAGUCAAGAGUCCAUUGACAACACCAGCAAAUCUAACAUCACUUGUAACAAUCAUGACAGCAGCAUCAUCAGUGCACAAGAGCCAGCCCACGCCUCGAAGCCCGACGAUGAUCAAAACAAUUACAUCCACGUGACCAACAACAGCAGUAUUAGCAGCGAAUAUCCCAGUACUACCUGUAAUGACAGUGUCCCUAACCUGAAUCAUGCCAGCAAAUCCCCAACUGAAAGCACCAGCACCACUGUCAUUACAAAAAGCAGCUCAUCCAUUAUUGAAGAAGGUAAAAGCAACAAAGACUUUCCCAUCAAAGGCAUGUCAAUCUUACAGCAGCUCAUUAAGGAGGAGGACGCAUUUGCCGGGGACAAAAGCUGCCCCGAGCUCAAGCUUGACCCCAUCAAGAUCAACUUCAAGAGGCUGAAGAUGACUGAACCAGAGGCUACAUCAGAGAAUGCGCAUCAAGAACACAAGUCCGAAACUGCGGAGGGGUCGGCUUGUCAGGCGUCUUUUUCUCCCCCCUGGGGCCACAAGACCCCGCAGCAGUUGCACAUCCUCCGGCAGGUUUUCUCCAACACCCGCUGGCCCAGCAGCCAGCAGUACGAGGAGCUAAGCAUCCAGACGGGCCUUCCCAAGUCAGAGGUGGUGCGCUGGUUCAGCGACAGCCGGUACAGCCACAAGAACGGGCAGCUGAAGUGGUUGGAGAAUUACCAGCGGCCGCCCGCGGAGUCGGAGGAUGCGAGGGGUCACGGAGAUGCAGAGCUCGAGCCACCCAAGGACACUCCGGCGGCCAAAAAGAAACUUGCUGAGCAAGACAUGAACAAGCACCUUGAAGGAGAAGCAGGACUGAACUCAGGUCAGCGGGUUGUGUGGCAGGAUUCAUACUCACCGCUGCUGGGCCUGAUGGGAUCCGAGGGGAGCGGCGAGCGAGGCCAGCGUGACGAAUCGGGGCAGCCGGGAGCUUUGCAGGAUCUCUGGUCAGAGCGAGCGGAGGACCACCAGCAGCCAGUGGCUAGUCAGUCACUCAUUGAACAACAGACUGAUUCCAAUCAGGCCAGCAGGGAUCGCCUGAGGAUGGAGAUGCUGGAGGUGUGAUGAAGCAGGCCUGCUCUCGCCAGAGGACCAUGAUGUUCAAAAGCUGGCUCGCUCCCCUGGCCGUGGUCUUAACACAAAAGAAAAAAAAGAAAAAAAAAAAAGAGUGUUCAUAAUGACAGCAGAUGUGAUUGUAGCUGGACCGUUGGACUCUGACUGUAACUGUGAAUACCCCCCACCCCUCCUUCUCCUACUCUUCCUCCUCCUACUUCUCCUCCUCCUCCGCCUCCUCCUCCUCCUCUUCUUCUUCUUCUUCCAUCUGCCAUCACUUCCUGCCAUCGUCAAAAGAAAGAACUUCUCACCUUUGAGUCCUGUGAUGUUUAAGCCUUUCAUGCUUCUUUGUGGUUGUGUGGGGAGGGUGCACAAUGAGGUCAGUACGAGGGAUCAAAGACAAGAAAGAGAAAAGACGCACACUGACUGGAAAACUGACUUGAAUGAGCGAAGAUAGGGUAGGAUAGGGCCGAGAGAUAUUGUUCUGGGGUCAGAGGGAGAAAUAUAUAUAUAUGAUUGAAACUGCACUAUAAAAGAGGGUUUGUACUGACUGGACAAACAAAUGAUGUGUCAAGGAUAUGUUAUUGUUGGCUUUGUGAUAUUUUUUACUUUUUUAGCAACCAGUACUUCAGCACUGCCUUGAAUUUUACUUUUUUUCUCCUUUAUUUGGUUUUUCAAUUCUAUUUACUCUUCUAUAGUCACUGUAAGUCCAGAUGCAAUCAAACAUGUUUUAUUUAGAUCUGUAUAAAUGUUGGUGAUCACUUUUGCAGUUCAGCUACACGCAAGAGACUAUAUACAAUGCACUAAUGAAGACAGCAAUGCUAAAAAAAAAGAAUCACACUGCUCCACAGUAAAGGUAUUGACUGCUCCGUCAAGAUCAAUACACUACACUGCCCUGCAAACUGAACAGAGAGAAGCCUGUCACGCUAACGUUGCCUUACUCAGCUCUGUCCAUGUGUUUAUAUGACCUGUCUGUCCAUCACCUUGCUUUCCAGCUACUGUGCUGUCCAGAAGAGAAGAAGAAAAAAGAUUUAAAAAAAAGAUAAAACAUGCCAGUGCAUUGAUGGUCACUGUUGGUCUAUAUCUGUGAAACAAUCUUGUGCUGCUUUCUGUACACUUGGAGAUGUUUAACUUUAAGCUGUAAUUGUAUCAAAUAUUGUUACUGGCAAAAUGUUGUUUAAAGCAAAAUUAUCAAUUUGAUCCCUAGACACUGACAGAGUGAGAUAUUGUGCUAGCUAGAGAGCCAAAUGAGGAGAUCUUUGCUCUCCUCUGAAUUUUCUUGUUUAUAUGAACAUACAGUCACUACAUGAAUCCUACUAAGCUGCAUCUUUGUCAAGCUGCUAAUAGCUAAGAACGGUGCUAUACCAUCCAAAGUGAAAUUGGAGGUUGAUCUCCUACCAGCAGUGUAUGCACUUGUGUCGAAUGUUACAAAUUUAUUUUGGUUUGAGAUAAAUGGAAUCUGGACUUACGGUGUUAUGAUGACUUAAACUUUUAUGAAAUAGUCUGAUCAUAAAGCACUGUUGUAUCAUCCUUUCUACACUUCUGAAUCUUUACAGAAUAAACUGAAUACUC